GACGUAUUUUACGUAAAUGCAUCCGGGUAACUCGGUACUACAAUGGCGACAAUGAAUCAGGCUUUUAGUAAUACUGAAUCUACAACAUCGUAUUCGCAGCAACCAACUGAUCGUUUAAAGUUGUUGUACCCCACAGUGAAUGAAGAAGAAACUCCUCUUCCACGUUCUUGGAGCCCAAAGGACAAAUUCACCUACAUAGGCUUGUCACAAAACAAUCUUCGAGUACACUAUAAAGGUGUUGGCAAGAACCACAAAGACGCCGCUAGUGUUCGUGCCACACAUCCAAUUCCUGCAGCAUGUGGCCUAUAUUACUUUGAAGUGAAGAUCGUCAGUAAAGGCAGAGAUGGCUACAUGGGUGUGGGCCUGUCUGCUCAGGGUGUCAACAUGAACAGACUUCCUGGUUGGGACAAACAUUCAUAUGGGUACCAUGGUGAUGAUGGCCAUAGUUUUUGCUCUAGUGGUACUGGCCAGCCUUAUGGCCCAACGUUCACAACUGGCGAUGUGAUUGGUUGUGGUGUCAACCUUAUUGACAACUUGUGCUUCUACACAAAGAAUGGCCAUAACCUUGGGGUUGCCUUUACAGACUUACCGCCCAAUUUGUACCCUACAGUGGGUUUGCAAACACCAGGUGAGGUGGUGGAUGCAAAUUUCGGACAGUCUCCCUUUGUCUUUGACAUUGAAGACAUGAUGAAGGAGCUGAUGAUGCGGACAAGGACUACAAUAGAGAGGUUUCCAGUCAAUGACAAGCAAGGUGAAUGGCAGACUACAUUACACAGAGUUGUCCAGACUUACCUGAUUCACCAUGGUUACUGUGCCACAGCGGAAGCCUUUGCACGAAGUACUGGCCAGUCGUUUGACGAGGACCUUUCUUCCAUUAAAAAUAGGCAAAGAAUCCAGAAAUUGGUGCUGGCAGGUCGUGUUGGAGAGGCCAUUGAGACAACACAGAGGCUCUAUCCCGGUCUGCUGGAAAAUAAUCCCAACUUGCUGUUUCUGCUGCGCUGCCGUCAAUUUGUUGAAAUGGUCAAUGGUACAGACAGUGAAGUGCGACCAGCUAGGCGCUCGCCUGGCUCCAGCCCACGAUUACUGCUACUGAGUUCAUCACCAAAGUCAACAGGAAGUGAUGUGGCCUCUAAUGGAGUGGCAGCCUCGGACAGCAGCACGACAAAUGGGGACACAGCACUGAAUGGGGACCACAAUGAUGAUGACUGUGGGACAGACAUGGUCGUGGAGGGCAGUGAGGGACGGACAAUGGUGGCUAAUGGGCUAGACCCUGACAGCCGGCAGCACAAUGGUCACUUUCAUCGGCUAGACCUUGGGGAUACAGAUAUGGAGGUCGACCCACCAAAGCGGCAGCUCUGUGGGGGUAAUCAAGCAGCUAUGGAGCGUAUGCUACAGUUUGGCCGUGAGCUGCAUCUGAUGAGUGUUCAGCUCAAGCACCAGUACGGAACAAACAAAGCCAACCGAAAGAUGAUCCAGGAUGCCUUCAGCUUGCUAGCCUAUGCAGAUCCCUGGAGCAGUCCUGUUGGAUACCAGCUUGACCCUGUUGAAAGGGAACCUGUAUGUGCGGCGCUCAACAGUGCGAUUUUAGAAUCUCAAAAGUUGCCUCGUCGCCCACCACUGGAGCUUGUAAUUGCUCACUCCCGAGAACUACUCAAGCUGAUGUCCAAGGCAGGCCUGGGAUCGUGCGCCUUUGCCAACAUUGACUCACUCUUGCAGUGAUUGUGACAGUUUCUCUGCAUUGUAAUUAUCGCUGGAUGCCACUUUUUUUUACAAGCCAAUCUGCUGGCUACCUGUGCAGAGCCCUCCCUGUCUUCAAGAAAAAAGAAAAAUGAAGCCCCAUCUACCUGCAAGAAAGCGCUUUAGGCAUGGCCAAGACGGAGGACUUUUUCAAGCAGUUCAGGUUUCAAGUGAUUCAGGUCCUAAAUGAAUGGCGUCACAAAAUUGUUUGGAAAUCUGACAAAUUUAUUUGCUCAGACCAUUUGUUUUUUUUUAUUGCUCUGAUGGAGGAAUGAUGUCUUGGAGUUUAUUUUUCAAUUUCUAUGUUUGACAGCAGUACCUGCCUUGUUUGAGAGGGGAAAUGGCUUGAUAUAGUGGCUGCGGUGAUUUAUGACCUUUGUUACGUUGCUUCUUUUAUGCUUGGUGGGAAGGCAUUGUUAUACAUUGUGUGAAGCAAAAUGGACCAUCAAAGACUGCUGCCAUGCAUGACGUAAUUGGGAAGGAAUAAAAAUCAAGGCAAGUGUUUCCGGAAUUCCAGUUAAUUGUGCAACAGCCAGUAUUGUGUAUGCAUUACAUACAGAUGGAUACAUUAGUGUGGGUUUUCUCACUAUGAGAUGAGUGCUACUGUAAACUUUUGGUGUGGUUGAAUAAGCAAGCUUAUGCACAGUGGGGUCUGCUGUGUGCCAAAUACUGGUACCAGACCAGUUGUCCUGACAGCAAGCUGCAAGCAGCUAAUGUUUACUUUGGUAAAACAUGAUGCAAAUGGCUGUUGUAAGAAGCUUGGAAAGGCAAAACAAUGCUAGUUUGUCCUGUGGUACUCACCCGACUCACUUUGUGAUUUUUUUUUUGUAAGCUCUUUCUCUAUAAAGUGCUAAAGUUAUAACUGGUUGUUUUGGCAUCACAGUAGGCAUGUGUUAAUUGCUCUUUGGUGAGCAUAGUGUAUCAGAUUGCAAGUUUGCUGAGUGAAUGUUUGUAGCUGAGCUCCUCUAGAGUCCUGUGAUCACAUCAUUCAUCAAGAAUUGUGCAGGAAGACCUCUUGGUAUUUUGUAUGCAAUGCAUAUGUGAAUGCCAUUCUUAUUUUAUUACACAGUGGCAUUUAUAAGGUAUAUUUUAUCCUGUGCAUGUCAAAAAGCACCCAAUUCCAAAGACACGCCAGACUAGUGCAUUGCACAGAAUUGUGAAACUACAAUUUUGCAAUCGGCAGAUACCGUUAAAAAAUGCCACUUUUGUUGCUUAGUAGUGUGCCUGUGUUGUGUUGUUUUUCAGGCCAUGGAGGGACUUGCAUAUUUGUCCAGCAAUUGGAGAAUUAGUUCUCAUAUGUCCCUAACUUGUUUUUUGUGAAAUAUGAUAUGGAAAUUGUAUUUUUGGAGUAUAGUUUGUUUAUUCAGUAAUAUGUUGUUUGUGCUGGCUGUGUUCAUAAUCAGUGGACAUCUGCUGUCAUGUUGAAACUUUGCCACACAAAUCCAGGCUCUGCCAGGUGUAAUUGACAGGCAUUGCUAGUUGCAGUUAAAUAACUGAAAAAUUCACAAUGGAGGGCAGGAGCAAAAUUGCCUUGUCCACUUGUUAAGACUGGCUUUUGUAUGGCAAUUUUCACAGGAAAUGGCAGUUUUUCAUUGACAUUACAAACUAGGUAAAUGUCGGAAUGAUAUGUUGUAAAAUAAAAUAACCUAAAGAAGCAAUCUCCUUGCAUGAAUUAAAUGAAAGUAAGCCAGGGGUAUAUGCAGAAUAGUUUUCCAGAACUGUGAGACAAAAUAUGAUGGUUCCUGUGUACUUUCGCAAAGUUUGUUGCUCAUUCGCUGCUUUUCAUUGAGUGCUAGAAGCUUUGUCCUGCUAGCAAUGUUGGCUGAGAAGUGUAAUAAUGCAGUUUGCUGUUCAUGUUCCCCGAGGUUUCUAUUUGCCUUGAAGGACAUGGUUAUAACCUAGGGAAAAUAAUUGUUUUUGGUUGUGCUUUGUUUUUAAGUUUAGAAUGUCGGCAUACCUUUAUGCUUCAAAAUGUCUGUAUUUACAAACUUAACAAGAAGUGUGACCCUUACUUUGCAGUUUUAUUUUGUCUUUUUACUCUCCCCAUUGCACUGUUAUUCGACUAAGAUGGCACAUGAAAAAAUUUUGUUGCAUGCUUAAAAUUUACUGUAAUUUCCGAUAGCUCACGUGAAGUUAUCAACAGUCCAUUGCUUUGCUCCUUCACUAGUCACCAAUUGCAACCUUUCUGUUUGCUCAUUGCUUUGUUGCAGCUAAGCAGAUAUGAAGUAUACUCCAGCAGUGGUGUCUUUAACUGUACAAAAAAAGAAAACAUUUUAUGCCCUUUGUGUCAUGUUAUCUAAGGUGUACAUUUCUUUUGAACAUCAAAUUGCGUGCCGUGUUUAAGGUCAAAUUUGCACCACAUAUUGGAACAGGCAACCAACUUCUCAGGCGAGCCCCUCUUUCCGGUGUAGAGCAACACGCAACACUUACAAAUCCACGAUUGCAACACAUACUAAACUGGUUUCAUAGUUACCCAGGGUCUUGUACUUGUAAUCCACUCAGCUCAUUUUAGUAGAGCUGCUUUGCAGAGUAAUGACAGUUCCAAUUGGAAGUCAUAGCACUGGAUUGACACGGACAGAAAAGAUAGCAGGACGUGUGCUAUCUUUCUUGUCUGCGUCAAUCCAGCACUAUCACUUCAAUUGAUGCAACGAACCAACUAGCCCAAAAAUCUGCAAUCCUGGUGAUGACAGCUAAAAGCAUGCUUAUCUCCCAUUGCAACAUGCAGCCUGUUCUCCCUUUCUGCCACACGAAAAGUAUUUUGUCUAAAAAGAACAGAAAAUAAAACAGUGAAAGUGGUUCAAAUCUGCCAUUGGAAUUUCGCAUAAGGGAAACUAGUCUCUUUAAAAAGGCCAAUGCAUGCAGAGUCGUACAUGCCACUGUUUUCAGUGUCAUUCUAUACAUGUUGGCCAGAUACUGCUGAUAUUAAAGAAUGUAAGGUACAGAUUUAACUGAAAAAGCUUUCUUUCAUACCUGCCCAAAUUCCGCCGUUUUUCAAAGCACUUUGACAUUGAGAAACUGACAGUGUGGGUGUAUCCCUGAUCUAUGUUUUGACAUGAAUAGUAAGCGGUCUGUAAACUUUUUUACCAAACAAACAUAGUUUAUAAAAGCAAAGCACAAAUGUGCAUCACCUGAGAGUGAAAAGGGAGUGGCUCGCAUGGAAACUGGUUGAUGAUGCAAGCCUAAAUAUUUUUUAGUGGUUUGCAAAGCUUCAAAUGCUUCUUUUGCAUUUUCUUUGACACAGUAAAUCGGUUCAUUUUCAUGGGGUUAGGCGUUGCCAAUUAGAUGACCUCUAAUUGCAAAAUGGUAAUAGGCAUGUGGCACUGCUCUGCAAGCAAGCAGGUGGGUUGCAAUCUGUCACGUGUAAGAACUUUUGUGAGCCUCCUUGCAGAAUCUGUAGAACAGCACAGGCAGUAGCUUGAUUCACAAAAUUUGUAUAGUUGCAUCAUGGCAGUUACUGCAAGAAAGCAUAUGCUUGUCUAAAACAACUCUCCGGUUGGAAUUGCUGCAUUUUCAUUCAUUUGCUCCUGCUCAUAAUGCUUGCACACAUAGUGCAGUGCUUUCAAAUUACCGUCUAUAGUUUUUGAAGCUUCAUGUCAUAUAGGUGACCAUUAUUAAGCCAACAAAUAUAUUUCUUGUUCGCUUUGCAUAAAACUACAGGUGUUGCGGCCAAGGAGUCCAAUCACAAUCUGACAACUCGGUUGCAAUACAUGAGUUCAAGUCUACAAAGUUUUGUAAUUGAAGCACAAUCUUGAAGCCAUUAAUUAUUGAAGAGAUGUGCACAAAAUGCUUUUCAAGGUGUCUUUGGCACAUGCUUGUUAACGUCUGUAUUAAACUCAUUAUGAUCUGCUUAAUUUACUCGAUUUAAGACAAUGCAUGACCUGCACUUGUAUUAGGCCAACAUUGUCAUGAGGUGUUGUAACAAAUAAUAUUGUUCAUUUGCACAAAUGGGCAAAGCUCGCCUAUGAACUGUGUGCACUAGCAAUGGCAGGAGCAAAGAAAAAAGUAUUGGGCAAUAGUCUGGUUAGUAACUUGUAUUUUUUUUAUCCUGACACUGAUGCUGAACUGUUAAGUGUGCAUUGGUUGAGACGAGUCCUUCAUGACGUGUUGCACGUAGCUAGUGUCGUGGGGCAAGUAAUAAAGUUUUAAUUGGUGCAGGACUGCUUUCCUGCACUUUACUGCUUAA
Molecule: messenger RNA, 5920 nt
Organism: Dermacentor andersoni
Lineage: Eukaryota; Metazoa; Arthropoda; Arachnida; Ixodida; Ixodidae
Gene: RanBPM
Product: Ran-binding protein M
Molecular function (GO): protein binding
Source: RefSeq, a predicted model, not a curated record